AUGCUUGGUUCCUCACACGGUUCUGUGAGGUCUGUUAAUCUUAGUAGAGCGAGUGAAAGCGGUGAAGAUGUUUCGGUAGUGCAAGAUCCUGAUACUUAUUUUUAUAACCUUCAGGAGAAAGACCACGACUCCCAAUGGGUACGCGGUUUAUCGCCAGAGGACGAGGAAGUUACCACGAACUACAAAACUGAUGAACUAUCCAAAUUCUCUAGAAGUACUGAAGGAGAAUUGUUUGAUUCACACCUUAUAGUUAUGGAGAUAUUUAAAUAUCCGCUUGGGCUUGGGGCUGCUUUUAUUUUAUAUUCCUUGAUUCAAUACGCUACCAACAUGGAUCGUCACCUUACAAUUGACUUUCCUGCAACAGAGGAGGCGCUUUGGCCACAAGGCUGGCAAGUAGGUGAGAGCUUUUCGAGUUUUUCAUACAGGAUUCUAGUCCCGCUUAUUUUCUCUGUUAUACUAUCGUGCAGCUUCUGUGCGUGGCUUUCAUUUACUGUUGUCCGUGUCACGGAUGACUUUACGGCACGCUGUGGUGUGGGGACGGCUCUGCUUUCCGUUUUGGGGCUAUUGAUGCAGACCAUAAUACUUAUGAGGGCUUGUAGCAAACCAGUUCAUGAUUUAGGAGAGUGCGAAAUUCCCUUUGUCAUGUAUUGGGUAUGCAGUGUGGCGCGGCGAUGGUGUCCCCUGAUGUCGCUUUGGUGUGUGACACCUGCUCUAAAUAGAACAAGCUACAGACAGUGGUGGAAAUAUUUGAUGGCGAUCCCUGUCUUGGUCUUUGCACUAGCUGUUUUAGCUUCAAUUCACGGGGGCAACCGGGCAUCAAGAUUAUUUGUGUUAGCGUAUGAACUACAAAUUCUGAUUUGGGGUUUCUUUAUUAUUUACCUUUGGAGACAAAAUUGCAUUCGUGGCAAGUGCGGGAUGACAAAAUCUCAUGCCGACUGAAGUUGAAAACUCUAUUCAUUCUUUCAGUGAGCACACCAUGUUUUAAUAAAAAAGUAAAUA
Messenger RNA from Phytomonas sp. Hart1, 999 nucleotides. The record is from the annotation of a GenBank genome assembly. Lineage: Eukaryota; Euglenozoa; Kinetoplastea; Trypanosomatida; Trypanosomatidae.